CGUAACAGAAAGACUGUGUGUAUGUAAUUUAGAAGAACCCACUCCGCCCGCAACCAGCCAGCCAGAGCUGCUAAAUAUUAUUAGUAUUUAGUAUCAUCGGCUGCUUCCUUUCUUUUCCCCCGAGCCUAAACCUAAACCUAAACCUAAACCAUUCCUCUAUUUCUUUCUUUUUAGGGUUUCAUUCAUUGAAUUCAGAUAGACGAUGGAGGGAUCAAAUUCUUUGGACGAUUCUCCAUCGAGGCAAGCCCAAGCCCAAACCCAAACGCAUAGCGGAGGAGGAGGCGGAGGAGAUGCUCCUUCUAAUCCGUCGCAACCGCAACCACAAUCGCAGAGAGAAGGAGAGGAAGUAGAUGAAACGAAGAAGGAAGAAGAGGAAUUAAUCGAGAAAGCGCAGAAAUGGAUUGAUAAAAUCACUUCUUCUCCUGAUAAUCCUAACCCUACUCUUCUCCACGCUCUUUCCUCUCUUCUCGAAACUCAAGAGUCACUGUACAUGAAGGAGAAUGGUAACUCUUCUUUCAACAAUAGUCGUGCUUCUCAUAAUAUCGGACGGCUUGGGAGUUUAGUUCGGGAUAAUGAUGAAUUCUUUGAGUUGAUUUCUUCGAGGUUUCUGUCUGAAACUAGAUACUCAACCUCCAUCCAGGCAGCUGCUGCGAGGCUUCUUAUGACCUGUUCUCUAACUUGGAUUUAUCCUCAUGUUUUUGAAGACCCUGUUAUGGAGAACAUAAAAGCUUGGGUGAUGGACGAAGCUACCAGAUUUCCCAGUGAAGAUCGAAACUGGAAGCAUGAUAUGGAGAGAAAGGAGGGCUCAGAUUCUGAAAUGUUGAAAACCUAUUCUACUGGACUUUUAGCUGUAGGUUUGGCAAGUGGUGGUCAAAUAGUUGAAGAUGUGUUGACAUCUGGAUUAUCAGCAAAACUUAUGCGCUAUCUUCGUAUUCGUGUCCUUGGGGAGGCAAGUGCAAGCCAAAAAGAUGCUAGUUAUUUAACAGAGGGCAAGAAUGCAUCUUCUGCAACUUGUAUAAGAGGUAGAGAAGAAGGUAGGUGCAGGGUGCGGCAGCUUCCAGAGGCAACCCUUGAAAAUAAUAUCAGGGCUGCAGAUGAGAGAUCUUUAGUUGAUUUAGAUGAAAGAUCUUUAGAAUCUGUUGGAGAAGAUAAUGAUGACAUAGAUGCUGAUGGUGGGGAGAGACGGCAUGGUCGAGACCUUCGUGAUGUAAAAACAAAGUUUGCAGAACUUGAUGAAAGUGGAAGAGAUGACUUGUUGAGACGCAGGCCUUCCCGUGGAUGGACAAGACACAGAGGGAGGGGGAGGGUUAAUGAAACAGCACUCGAGAAUGAACAGGUUUCAACAUCUCCAGAUUCUGGUAGUCGAUCAGGACCAGGACGGAGUGCUAGAGAUAGGAAUUCAAAGAAUCUUUUAGAUGUGAAGAAAGGACCAGAUACAAGAAAGUUCCAGGGAAAUAUGCAUUCAGAUGGUUUGGCUGUGGAAAGAGACGAUAAUGAUGAUUGCUUUCAGGGUUGCAGGAUCGGAACCAAAGACAUUUCUGAUCUGGUGAAGAAAGCAGUUCAAGCUGCUGAAGCGGAAGCUAGAGGAGCAAAUGCACCUGCAGGUGCCAUCAAAGCUGCUGGUGACGCUGCUGCUGAAGAUGUGAAGAGUGCUGCUUUAGAGGAGUUUAAAUCAAGCAACAGUGAAGAAGCUGCAGUUUUGGCUGCUUCCCGAGCUGCAAGUACUGUUAUUGAUGCUGCCAAUGCAAUUGAAGUUUCUAGGAACUCUGGUGGUACCAAUGAUGAUUCAAUGAAUCUUGGUGGUGUGGAACCAGAAGUAAAUGAGGAUGCUGAAGAAUAUUUUAUUCCUGACCUUGAAUCCCUUGCUCAAUUGAGGGAAAAAUACUGCAUCCAGUGCCUUGAGAUAUUAGGUGAGUACGUUGAAGUUCUUGGGCCUGUUCUGCAUGAAAAGGGGGUAGACGUGUGUCUUGCAUUAUUACAGCGCAGCUAUAAACACAAGGGAUCAUCUACGGCUGUGACACUCUUACCUGAUGUGAUGAAACUUAUCUGUGCUUUGGCUGCUCAUCGGAAAUUUGCUGCAUUAUUUGUGGAUCGAAGUGGCAUGCAGAAAUUGCUUUCAAUCCCAAGGGUUGACGAGACAUUCUUUGGUCUUUCUUCAUGCUUGUUUACUAUAGGUUCUCUACAGGGGAUCAUGGAACGUGUAUGUGCACUCCCCUCAGAUGUUGUUCACCAGGUGGUUGAGUUGGCCAUUCAACUCCUUGAAUGCCUGCAAGAUCAAGCCAGGAAAAAUGCGGCCUUAUUUUUUGGUGCUGCAUUUGUGUUCAGAGCCGUUAUUGAUGCUUUUGAUGCCCAGGAUGGUUUGCAUAAGUUAUUGACUCUUUUAAAUGAUGCUGCCUCAGUUAGAUCUGGUGUUAAUUCAGGUGCCUUAAAUCUGUCCAACUCAACAGCUCUUCGUAAUGAUCGUUCCUCAGCGGAAGUACUGACAUCAUCAGAAAAGCAGAUAGCUUAUCACACCUGUGUUGCUUUGCGACAGUAUUUCAGAGCUCAUCUUCUUUUGCUGGUGGAUUCCAUUCGUCCCAAUAAAAACAAUCGAAAUGUGGCUAGAAAUGUUCCAAGUGUUAGGGCUGCAUAUAAGCCACUCGACAUUAGUAAUGAGGCGAUGGAUGCAGUGUUUCUGCAGUUGCAAAAGGAUCGAAAGCUGGGUUCUGCAUUUGUUAGAACCCGUUUUCCUGCAGUAGACAAGUUCUUGGGCUUUAAUGGGCAUGUUACCAUGCUGGAAUUGUGUCAGGCCCCUCCUAUUGUUGAGCGAUAUUUGCAUGACUUACUUCAGUAUGCAUUUGGUGUUCUGCAUAUCGUUACACUGGUAAAUGACAGCCGCAAGAUGAUUGUAAAUGCCACAUUAAGCAAUAAUCGUGUUGGUAUUGCCAUAAUCUUAGACGCAGCAAACAUUUCCAGUAAUUAUGUGGACCCUGAGAUCAUACAGCCAGCAUUAAAUGUGCUAAUCAAUCUUGUUUGCCCGCCUCCUUCAAUAAGCAAUAAACCACCUCUAAUUGCACCAGGCCAGCAAUCUGUUUCUGGUCAAUCCUCAAACCCUGUUCAGAUGCCUGGCCAGACUGAGCAGAGGAAUGGGGAAUCGAGUGCUGUUGAUCGAAGCAUUGCAGUAGGUUCUGCUUCUCGAUCUGCCAGUAGCACUUCACAAACACCUGUUCCUACAGCAGCUUCAGGAUUGGUUGGAGAUCGGAGAAUAUAUUUAGGAACUGGUGCAGGUUGUGCUGGCCUUGCUGCUCAAAUGGAACAAGUAUAUCGUCAAGCAAGGGAUGCAGUGCGUGCUAACAAUGGUAUAAAGGUUCUUCUCCAUCUCCUCCAACCACGUGUUUAUUCACCUCCUGCUGCUCUUGACUGUAUCCGAGCUCUUGCAUGCCGAGUUCUGCUUGGUUUAGCCAGAGAUGAUACAAUUGCCCACAUAUUGACCAAACUUCAGGUUGGGAAAAAGUUGUCAGAGCUAAUUCGUGAUUUAGGCAGCCAUACACCUGGAACAGAACAAGGCAGGUGGCAAGCUGAACUUGCCCAGAUGGCAAUUGAGCUAAUUGCGAUUGUAACAAAUUCAGGACGUGCUAGUACAUUAGCAGCAACUGAUGCAGCUACCCCUGCUUUGAAGCGCAUAGAAAGAGCUGCAAUAGCAGCUGCCACUCCUAUCACGUAUCAUUCCAGGGAACUUUUGCUCCUUAUACAUGAACACCUCCAGGCAUCUGGUUUGGCUUCUGCAGCCGCUAUGCUGCUGAAAGAGGCACAGUUGACACCUCUACCAUCACUUGCAGCUGCAUCAUCUCUUUCACACCAAGCUUCCACACAAGAAACCCCUUCAAUACAAAUCCAUUGGCCCUCUGGUCGAACCCCUUGUGGAUUUCUGUAUGACAAACUAAAAGCAACUGGAUGCAGUGACAAUUCCAGCUUGAAAUGUGAGGCAACAGUGUCUUCAAAGAAGAAGUCACUUGUUUUCUCACCAACUUUUGGUUCGCAGUCCCGAAAUCAGUCACAAUUCAUAGAUUCUGAACAACUGCCAUUAAAGAAGGUCUUGAGUAGUUUAAAACAAUCUACUGCAUCUCCAAACCCUUUAGAAGCCCCGCCAGAAUCCUUACAGAAAAGCAAUCCUGAGACAGAGUCCAUUUGUAAGACUCCAAUUUUGUUGCCAAUGAAACGAAAACUAUCAGACCUUAAGGAUUUUGGGUUGGCAUCAUCUGGGAAGCGAAUCAACACUGGUGAGCACGGGCUUAGAUCUCCAGGUUGUCUGACACCCAAUACCGCACGUAAGAUAGGUUCACUUAGUGAUGCUGUUGGAUUUUCUACACCUGCUUCAGGUUUGAGGGAUAUACAUGGUCGAUCAACACCGAGCACUUUGGCAGAUUAUGCUGAUGACAACCAAUAUGGCAGCUACAUGCAAUCUGGGCCUCUAAAUGAUAACCAGUCCAGCAACUCAGAGCGGUUAACUCUAGACUCUCUUGUUGUUCAAUAUUUGAAGCACCAGCAUCGCCAGUGCCCAGCUCCUAUCACCACUCUUCCACCACUCUCUCUUUUACACCCUCAUGUUUGUCCUGAACCAAAAAGGAGCCUGGAUGCCCCAUCAAAUGUAACUGCUAGACUUGGCACACGUGAGUUCAGAAGUAUAUAUGGCGGGGUUCAUGGAAAUCGCAGGGAUCGACAAUUUGUAUACAGCAGAUUCAGGCCAUGGAGAACUUGCAGGGAUGAUGCUGGUGCCCUGUUGACGUGCAUUACUUUUCUUGGUGAUUCCUCUCACAUUGCAGUUGGCAGUCAUGCUGGAGAGCUUAAGAUUUUCGACUCUAAUAGCAACAAUGUGCUAGAGAGCUGCACAAGCCACCAGUCUCCUUUAACACUUGUUCAGUCAUAUGUUUGUGGUGAAACCCAACUGGUGCUCUCUUCAAGUUCCCAGGAUGUGCGUUUAUGGGAUGCCUCUUCAAUCUCAGGUGGGCCAAUUCAUUCACUCGACGGCUGCAAGGCUGCUACUUUUAGCAACUCUGGUAAUGUUUUUGCGGCCCUAACAACAGAGCAGGCCCGGAGAGAGAUUAUGCUUUAUGAUGUACAGACCUGUCAUGUGGAAUCAACCCUUUCAGAUACAGUUUCAAGUUCUACAGGUCGGGGACAUGUUUAUUCCCUCGUACACUUUAGUCCUUCAGAUACUAUGCUGCUUUGGAAUGGGGUCUUAUGGGAUAGGCGGCAAUCUGGUCCUGUCCAUCGUUUUGACCAGUUUACAGAUUAUGGUGGCGGUGGCUUUCAUCCUGCUGGGAAUGAGGUGAUUAUAAACUCUGAGGUCUGGGAUCUCCGGAAAUUCAGGCUCUUUCGAAGUGUACCUUCAUUAGACCAAACAGUAAUAACAUUUAAUGCUCGUGGGGAUGUUAUUUAUGCAAUCCUGAGGAGAAAUCUUGAUGAUGUAAUGUCAGCAGUUCAUACCCGUCGUGUGAAGCAUCCCUUAUUUGCUGCUUUCCGCACGGUAGAUUCCAUCAAUUAUUCUGAAAUUGCGACCACACCAGUAGACCGUUGUGUCCUUGAUUUUGCAACAGAGGCAACUGAUUCAUUUGCUGGGCUGAUUACAAUGGAUGACCAAGAAGAGAUGUUUUCAUCAGCCAGAGUCUAUGAGAUUGGUCGAAGAAGGCCAACUGAUGACGACUCUGAUCCUGAUGAUGCAGAGAGUGAGGAAGAUGAGGAUGAUGAUGAUGAAGAUGAUGGUGAUGUGGAUCCCAUACUUGGUCCAGGCCUGGAUGGGGAUGGUGAUAGUGACGCUGAUGAUAUGAGCAAUGACGAUGACGACGAUGAUAGUGUGAGUGACCUUGAUGAUGAUGACGAUGACGGGGACUUUAUGAUGGAUGAUGUAGACUUUGGUGGAGGAGCUGGGAUCUUGGAGAUUGUGACCGAUGGAGAUGAGGAUGAUGAUGAUAGUCAGUUGCUUGAAUCUUACAGCAGCGGCGACGACGACGAUUUUGUAGGCAAUGGUUUCUAUUGAAUGUUUCAACAUUAUCAAAAUCUUCAAAUUGAUAUUUAAAGUAGUGUAGAUCAUGUAAUUAAUGGACAAUAGCUGGGUUCAUUUUUUUGGCUCAACGUGAGAUAAAAGAAGGCUGCAUUUAAGUUCA
This is a messenger RNA of Populus trichocarpa (black cottonwood), 6143 nucleotides long. Its product is annotated as DDB1- and CUL4-associated factor homolog 1. Bases 203 to 6016 code for a protein of 1937 amino acids. Lineage: Eukaryota; Viridiplantae; Streptophyta; Magnoliopsida; Malpighiales; Salicaceae. The transcript has 15 exons. Gene Ontology annotation, cellular component: nucleus; Cul4-RING E3 ubiquitin ligase complex. Gene Ontology annotation, biological process: protein ubiquitination. The record is from RefSeq and is a predicted model, not a curated record. Gene Ontology annotation, molecular function: protein binding.